Molecule: messenger RNA, 4985 nt
Organism: Toxotes jaculatrix (banded archerfish)
Lineage: Eukaryota; Metazoa; Chordata; Actinopteri; Toxotidae
Gene: pald1a
Product: phosphatase domain containing paladin 1a
Exons: 20
Coding region: 426-3047 (873 amino acids)
Source: RefSeq, a predicted model, not a curated record
CCUCAGCACACACGAGCAGCCUUGCAUACAAAAAAUAAGUAACAAAUAACACACAAGGGAGAAUGCUGUCACCCAGCUAAACCUCAGACGGAGAGCCGUGCCCCCCCAGCACCCCCUCCCUUGCCUUGUCCUGUUGAGUGCCUGUCUGAGAUCUGUCCUCACUGAAGGACAUGCUCAUUGACUCGCAUUAUUAGGACGCGUUAAUGAUGCGAGACCGCCGCCUGCCGUAGUGUGAUCAGCGGGCAGAGACAGGUUACCUCACAGAUCAGAGAGAGACAUGCCAGCGAGGAUGUCCGACUGAGACCAGUGCCGCUGCCUGCCGGAGAGCUGUCAUUUUUAACCCACUAUUUUCUGGUUUCCCAUUGUGUUCCUCUGAGACUCGCGCACCUCUCGGAUGGUGGACUGAACAGCUGAAUGUCAGCUGCAUGUGGAGCAUGGGUACAACUGCCAGUGCCGCACCACAGCCUGUUUCUGUAGCGUCGCCGCUUGAGAGUGUCCAUGGCAACGGGAUGGCCGACAGCAGGCAGUCUCUUAGCAUGAGCCCCUUUCAGACAGUCAGCAUCCACAACAACAAGGCCAAGUCCAUUAUCACCAACAAAGUCGCACCUGUCGUCAUCACGUAUAAUUGCAAACAGGAAUUUCAGAUUCACGAUGACAUCCUCAAGACCAACUACAGACUUGGUCGGAUAUCAGACACUAUGCCUGAGCACUACCUGGUGCAGGGCGAGAACUUCAUGGUCCAAGAUGUGUACAGCAAGGCAGAUGUCCUGAAUACCACGGGCAGCUACGGGGCGCCCAACUUCCGCCAAGUCAAGGGAUCCUACCCGCUGUAUGGGAUGGGCCAGCCGAGCCUGAACGGCUUCAGACAGGUUCUCCAGAGGCUCCAGGCCCAAGGACACGAGGAGGUUAUAUUCCUCUGUGUAAGAGAGGAGCCGGUGGUUUUCCUGCACAAGGGUGAUGACUUUGUGCCGUACACCCCCAGGAGGAAGGAAAACCUACACGAAAACCUUCAUGGCCUGGAAAAGGAGGUACUGGUUGAGAGCCUGGAGCUCACCAUCAGGAAGGAGCUCCACGACUUCGCCAAGCUCAACGAAAACAUCUUCUACGUCUACAAUGACAUUGAGUUCUUUAAAGACGAGCCACAGAAGAUCUCCAUCACGUGUGAGGAGGACAUCCAUGUGACUGAAGAGGUCUACAAGAGGCCCAUGUUUACCAUGCCAGCCUACAGGUACUACAGAUUACCGCUACCAAUGGAGGGAGCGCCAUUGGAAGAAGACUUUGACGCAUUUGUUAACAUAGUCAGGGAGAGCCCCAGCUUGUCUGUGGGCCAUGAUGCAUCCCGGCCGCUGCCUUCGCUGCUCUUCAGCUGCCAGGUGGGCGUCGGCCGCACCAACUUAGCCAUGAUCCUGGGCACACUGGUCAUGAAUCGCCUGAGGGGUGAUUCACAACAGCAGUCUCAAGUUGAGGAAGCAGCAGCUCCAGAGCCCAAACCACUUUUCCAGGUCAUCCAGUCUCUGAUCAGCAGGCUGCCUAAUGGGCAGCAGGUCAUGGAAGAGGUUGACCAAGCUAUUGCCCUGUGUUCAGAAAUGCACAACAUAAAAGAAGCAAUAUAUGAGAACAAGAGUAAGCUGGAAGGGAUUGGAGAAGAUUAUCAGAUUCAGGGAAACAGUACCAAAGACUACUUUCUCAACAGAACCAUGCAGAGCUUGGAGUGCUACUUCUACUUGAUUGUAUUUAACGCUUACCUUCAUGAACAGUAUCCUCUUGCCUUUGUGUCCAACUUCAGCCAGUGGAUGUGUUGCCACGUGUGGCUGUACAGGUUGCUGGCCUGCAUGGACCUGUCAGAGCUGUCAGCCUCGGCCGAGCUGGUCACCAGAGGAGCCCGCGUCCUGGUUGCUGAUGAGUACUUGGCUCCUGACGUGCUCAGCACAGUGAAGGAGAUGAAGGCGGUCAACUUCAGACGAGUGCCCAAGAUGCCUGUUUACGGAAUGGCUCAGCCAACAUCAGAGGCCACCGGAGCAGUUUUGGCCCAUCUGACGGAUGAGAAGAGGAAGCACAGCCACGUGCUGUGGGUCAACCUGCAGGAGGAGCUGGUGUUAGAAGGAAAUGGUCAGAUUUUCACGCCGAGGGAGCCCUCGUGUGUGGACCAACACAUUCCUAUCCCAUCAUCUGACCCACAGCUAAUAGAGAAACUUGAGACGUCUCUGAAGGAGACGGUCCUGCAAGCUCAGAAGUGGCUGGAAGUGACGCUGGAGCAGGAGAAACAGAUGAAGAUGUUUAAAAGCUGCCUGACGAUCCAGGAGAUCUUCAACCAGCACAAAAGCUCCCACCAGGGCCUCGUUUACAAACGCAUCCCUCUGCCGGACUACAGCGCACCCAGGGAGGAGGAUUUUGAUAAGCUGCUGGAGGCCAUGAAGAGCGCCUUGGCUGAGGACUCUCACUCAGCCUUCGUGUUUAACUGCUCCAACGGCAAAGGCAGGACCACGACCGCCAUGGUCGUCGCUGUUCUGACUCUCUGGCACUUUAAUGGUUUCCCUGAGUUUGCAGAUGAUGAGAUUGUAAGUGUUCCUGAUGCAAAGUACACAAAAGGAGAAUUUGAGGUCGUCAUGCAGCUGGUUCGUCUGCUCCCUGACGGGCACAGGAUGAAGAGGGAGGUGGACAUGGCCCUGGACUCUGUCAGCGAGACCAUGACCCCCAUGCACUACCAUCUGAGAGAGAUCAUCAUCUGCACAUACAGACAGAUAAAAAGUGGUAAGACCGAGAAGGAGUGUCAACAGCUGCUGCUGAGGAGCCUGCAGUGCCUGGAACGCUACAUUUACCUCAUCCUCUUCAACACAUACCUGCAUCUAGAGAAGAAAGACUCCUGGCAGCGCUCCUUCACUCUCUGGAUGGAACAGGUGGCUGCCAAGGCCGGAGUUUAUGACAUCCUCAACCAGCUGGCCUUCUCCGAGUUUGAAAACCAGAGGGACACGCCGCUGGCCAGGCUGCGCUGCCGCUGGCAACAGCAAAACAUUCAGUCACUUCCUUUCCGAGGGGAGUUCGUUUGAGAGAGGAUCACUGUGAAUGCACCAAAACAGUACUGUGCUUUUCAGAAUAAAAGACAUUUACAGUAAAGUUGUCACGCCUUCUAUAUUUACCCUUGUAUUAUGCAUAUCUUCACUUCAUCUAUGAUUUGUUUUACUAUUGUUUUUUGUUUUUUUUUUUCCAUUUUGUAGGUAUUAAGUCUUAAUGAAAUGUUAAGUCUUAGCAGAAUGUUGAUGAUAUACUAGAAGUUAUUUGUGCCUUUGCCUUUUUUCAAAAGUAGAUCAUAGAAUUGACUAUUAUUUAUGUUACUUUUUUCAAAUUAAGGUAAAAAAACAAAAAAACAAAAACCCCUUUUCCCCCUUUUUUUACUCCUCUCUUUUGAAGAUGAGACAGCCUUUCAAAACUUCUGUUGUGCCAAGACAGAAGUUAAAUGUUGUUAUGGAGGAGAGAAGCAAAUUCCUCUCUGUUGUCAGCCAACAAUUUUGGUUGUAUGUCACAACUGUUUGCUGUCGUGUGACCUGAUAUUUUUCUUGAGCCCUGCCCUUUUCUUCUCAGCACAGCUGUCAUCAGUGGCUGGGCAUUUGUCUGACUUGAGGUUUUUGAAAAAAAAAACAAAAAAAAAAAACCCAAAACAUUCCCUGUGAAUCCAUGAAAGCUGUUGUUAUUAAAAUUUUGUGUCCUUGAAUUUUCUAAAGCUGAUCAGAGUGGAUGUUUUUGAGAACUGAUGGUCAGAGUUUCUGUCGCUACAGUGUAAGAGCAGUGAUGUGUCCCUCUGUUGUACCUGUUUCUUUUUACAUUUAUUUACAUGUCAUGAGACAGGUACUAACAGUACAGCAGGAUUUUUUUUAACUUUGAUUUUACUUUAAAGCUGUAUAUGUGUUUGUAUUCACCUUUGUAUACAUUGGAGCAAUGUUGCUUAAACAUGAAAAUGCAUAUUUUUUUUCUGAGACUCUUUAGAGACGCAUUCUUCUUUCUCACACCUGCAUUACCCACAAUGCAGCCCGACUGCUGACAGUUAAGUCGGCCUAUUUGGUUGCACAGCAGUACUUCCCAAAACCUGUAAACAGACUUUGAUGUGUAAAAUUUUCAGAGUUUCCCUUUAAUCAGCUCAGCCCUCGCAGAAUUGACGACCCCUGCCAGUAAACGGUUGUAGUUCCUGUGACAUCAUCAGUCCGUCAGCAGGAAUCAAAUUAUACGUCUGACGGUAAAAUUAAUGGUUGGAAAAAGCUGGGCCUGCAAAUAUUUGGGUUAAAGAAAACACUGUCUCAAUUGAUGAAUGAUAAAUACACCCUUUAACAAAGGGUAUAUGAAGACAAAAGAUGCAUGAUUCACUCAUCGGGACAAAAAAGGUAUAAUUGCAUUGUCAGACAAACAGGGCAACAGAAUAUUGCUUUUCUUGAACAUGUGCCAGUUAUUGUUUAGUGUUUCUACAUUUCCAGAAUAGGUUUUACUGUACAGCAUUUCUUUAAAACGUCCUAACAUCUUUUUUGUUUAAGUAUGUUUGUUAUUCUUUAAUUUGCUAAUAUGUGUUUAGUUGUAAAGUAACUUGCAGCUUCAAGUGGGCUGUAAAAACCAUGAAUCCUGCCUUAAAACCAGAAAGAUAAGCCAGAAAAAAACCCUAAAAAUCCUUCCUCCCGAUGCCUUUCAUUACGAUUUGUUCUAUUCUGUCAAUGUGUCAUAACAUUUGCACUGUAUAUAACUCAUCUAGACUAAUUGAGCAAAAAGAUUGUGAUGACUGAAAAUAGAAUGGUAAUUGAAAUAGCCUUUUUAUGCUUUAGCAUAAACCCAUCUGUGUGACUUGAUAACACAAGAACAUACAUGUGCAGGUUGUAAUAACGCCUUAAUUUCUUAGCUAUGCUCUUAAUUUAAUGUUUUUUAAACAAAGAAGCGUAUUAUCUUUUAUUCACUUUAUGUAUCAUUUAUUUUCUUUUUGGGGGCUUGAAAUAAAUAAUUCAAAUAGA